ACGAAAUUUCAGAUAAUGUUCUACUUACACUUUUUUAUUUAAACUCUACUAGUCGAAAGAAAUAGUAAGCUUGAUUAGCCCUCCUUUAAAUAUUUCUAAGGUUAAUGCUUUAAAUGCCACAAGUUUUCUAAAAUUUUGGAAGGAGGAGAUCCACUUCUUUUACUUGGCCAAAUACAUUCCGGGGUGAUAGAAAAUUCAUCAGAGGUUUCUAUACAAGACGUCACACUAGUGAGCUUCUGAGAACCCUUGACGCAGCUGAGGAGAGUCUUGUAAUGAGCUUACCAACUGAAGAAGCCCUAUCGACGAGAUCCACGGCAAAUGUGGCAAAGGAAAAACUGGCAAACAGUUGGAGACGAUCGUUUCGACCGCUACAACGCGGCAGGACACGGGGAAAAAGCACGGGAAAGGUUGAACCCACACGGGAAAACUCGCCAACCGUAUCGUGAUUCGUUAAACUUGUCUCGUGAUCGACGGAAAACUGAUUUAUCGCGAUGAAAUCCAUAUAAAAGCGAUGAAGAAACGAGGCAAUCAUGACAGCAAGGCUGGAAAGAAUCGACAAAACGAUGGAAACGUUACAAACGAUAAGAAGAAUGAUAAGAAGAACGACAAGAAGAAAGUUGUUUUAAACGAUGACGCUCAGAAUGAAGGUUUCGGCGAAUGGCUACGAUCCAGCGACGGUAUUGAAAUGAUGCGACUCUUCGUCAUAGCCAAUUCGAUUUUGAUCUUCGUGACAAUGGGAUUUCCAAAGAUGCAAGAAGCUUUCGUUAUAUUCAAAGAGUACUUCUACGGUGAAGGAUAAGUGCAAUUUAUCGAUAGAAAUUCUAAAGAAGAA
Messenger RNA from Osmia lignaria (orchard mason bee), 832 nucleotides. RefSeq names its product exit protein of rhodopsin and TRP A (gene Xport-A). NCBI's taxonomy places the organism in Eukaryota, Metazoa, Arthropoda, Insecta, Hymenoptera, Megachilidae. The record is from RefSeq and is a predicted model, not a curated record.